GGAGGGAAGGAGGGAGGGACCCGGGCAGGGGGAGGAGGGAGCGCGCGGGCCGAGGGGCGGCCGCAGACCUCGCGGUCCUCCAGCGGGCAGCGGGUGGCCAGGCUGGCGGCAGGAUGGGCGGCGGGGCGCCCCCAGGCAGCGACCCCGUGGACCGCCCCCUCGGCGCGCCACCCCCACAGCCCCAUACUUGGGCUUGACUCGCCCCCACGCCCAGGCUCCCAGUGCCGCCCUAGGACCACCCGCCGGCUACACCCCAGGGCGCCCCGCAGCUCCAGCCGCCCGCCAUAGGGGUCCCCCAGGCCCCCAAACAGAAGGGACCAUGAAAGGGUGAGCUGCUGGAGUGUCUAGGGUCAGAAUGCUCCUGUCUGCGAUGUAAAUCCUGUCACCCAGAUGUCAAGAAUCUGCCUGCUGGAUAAACCAAAAACCAAGAGCAAGGAAGGGGAAGAAAGCCAUUUAGGAUGAAGAGGGCCCUGGAGAAAUCGAAGAGGCUUGUCUAUAAACUCUGAGGUCCCCUGGGGAACACAGAGGAAGAUGAUGGGCUGACUUGAGGUCAGCUGCUGGCGAUGGAGAUGCGCUUUGUGUUACAGAAGAGGAGCUGGCUGGUGACGACGACGACAUGCCAUCUUUCCCAUACACACAGGAAGGCCGGCUGGGUCCCCGCUGUAGCCGCUGCCAGAAGAACCUGUCCCUGCACACCUCCGUGAGGAUCCUUUACCUCUUCCUGGCCCUGCUUCUGGUGGCCGUGGCCGUGUUGGCCUCUCUAGUUUUCAGGAAAGUGGACUCUCUCUCAGAAGAUAUCUCCCUGGCCCAGGCCAAGUAUGACAAGAAGCUUGUGUCUAUGCAGGAGAAUCUCCAGGGUCUGGAUCUGAAAGUCCCGGACAAUUGCUCUUUCUGUCACGAGGCUGGGCAGCUUGGGCAAGAGAUCAGAAAACUGCAGGAGGAGCUGGAGGGAAUUCAGAAGAUGCUUCUGUCCCAGGAGGUACAGCUGGACCAGACGUCUCAAACUCACGAACUGCUCUCCACCACCAGCAGUCGGAUCUCCCAGGAAAUGGGCAGUUGCUCCUUCUCCAUCCAUCAGGUCAACCAGUCUGUAGGGCUCUUCCUGGGCCAGGUGAGAGGAUGGCAGGCUACCACAGCUGGCCUGGACCUCUCUCUGAAGGACCUGGCCCAGGAGUGCUACAAUGUCAAGGCUGCCUUGCAACAGAUCAAUUUCACAUCAGGGCAGACUUCUGAGUGGAUUCAUAGCAUCCGGCGGAAGACGGAUGAGGAGACGCUGACCCUGCAGAAGAUGGUCACCGACUGGCAAAAUUAUAGUCGGCUCUUCAGCAGCCUGCGUUCCACCUCAGCCAAGACAGGAGAAGCGGUCAAAGGCAUCCAGGCCACCCUGGGCGCCGCCUCGCAGCGCAUCAGUCAGAACGCUGAAAGCAUGCAUGACUUGGUGCUGCAGGUGAUGGGCCUGCAGCUACAGCUGGACAACGUCUCAUCCUUCCUGGACGACCAUGAGGAGAACAUGCACGACCUGCAGUACCACACCCGCUAUGCCCACAACCGCACAGCAGAGAGGUUCGAGACACUGGAGGGCCGCAUGGCCUCACAUGAGAUUGAGAUCAGCACCAUCUUCACCAACAUCAACGCCACUGACAGCCACGUGCACAGCAUGCUCAAGUAUCUGGAUGAUGUGAGGCUCUCGUGCACCCUGGGCUUCCACACGCACGCCGAGGAGCUCUACUACCUGAACAAGUCUGUGUCCCUCAUGCUGGGCACCACUGAGUUGCUCCGGCAGCGUUCUGGCCUGCUCAGCGCCCAGCUGGACUUUGAUGUGCGCAACCUCUCCAUGGUCAUGGAAGAGAUGAAGGCUGUGGACGUGAAGCAUGGGGACAUCCUUCGCAAUGUUACCAUCGUCCGAGGUGCACCUGGCCUUCCAGGACCCAGAGGACUCAAGGGAGACUCGGGCACGAAAGGACCUGUGGGAAGCCGAGGACCCAAAGGAGAUCCUGGUAGCUUGGGCCCUCCUGGACCCCAGGGUCCUCAGGGGCAGCCAGGGGACCCAGGACCUGUGGGGGAAAGGGGGCCAGGGGGCCCACGAGGCUUCACAGGCCUCAAAGGCUCAAAGGGAAGCUUUGGGACUGGAGGCCCAAGAGGACAGCCAGGUCCCAAGGGGGAUGUGGGGUCCCCAGGAUCAGAGGGCCCUCCAGGUCCUCUAGGGCCUUCAGGGCCUCAGGGAAAACCAGGGAUUGCUGGGAAGACAGGGUCACCAGGCCAGCGGGGGCCCAUGGGCCUUAAGGGUGAACCAGGGAUCCAGGGUCCCCCUGGACUCCCUGGGCCACCAGGUCCACCAGGAAGUUAGAGCUGCUUCAGACAAGGGCCCAGUCCUGGACAGUGCCAUGCAAGAGGUUGGGAAGGGCUCAGGGCAGGGUAAGUCCCCCUGAAAGCCACACCUACAAUUGUGGCCCUUUUAUUUGUAUAGGAGUUCCCCCAGGGCCUGCCCCUGCACCUUCCAGUUUCCCGGUAGUGACUAUAUCUAGAAACACACACACACACACCCCUGCUGGCCGGGGGACUGACUGGGUGUCCCUGGCUGAGCCAGAGGAGAGAGCAGGGUAUCCCCCCUCUCCUAUGACUGCACCUGCUGAGGAGGUGGCUAUCUCGGGAGGAAGGUCUUGACUAUCUCUGAAUUGGCAACCAGCUCAUCUCUCCAGCAUCUUCACGCCCAUCCCAGCUGGCAGUUUCCUGGACUCCCAGAGCUUGAAAAAGACCUGGAACAACCUUUACAGGGGAAGUGGGUCCAAAUUCCAGUGACAAGAAAAAUCUGGCAAUUUUGUGUCUUUGCUUGUAAACCUGGGAGCUGUACCAUCCGACACAGGACAGAGGGACCACUGGGGACAUCAUUCAUGGUGCCAGUAUCUCCAAGAAAUUCCUCAGUUCUGCUUCUCAGAAGAAGCCAAGCAGGAAUUUGUUGCAUUUGCAGAGGGUCACUUUCCAAGCUGUCCAGGUUCUAGAAGAUUCUAACAAAAUGACACACCUGCCAGAAACUGCAGGAGUUGGGAGUGGAGGGGAGGCAGGGAGGAAUGUGAAGGUACUAUGAUCCAGGUACCCAUUCCUGAGGUAACCCCUCUAUGAUGACUGGUAGACCAGACUGAAAGAGGAUCUCUGAUUUACAGAAGAGUUCUCCCCUCCUUCAGCUGGCUCUUUUCUGGCCUGCAGCCACCAGCUGACUGAACAGCAGUGGGCCCACUGUGCCAGUACAGGGCCUGGGACUUCUCCAAACCAGCAACACAAUCAGAUGAGGAGGGAGGCCUUGAACGUCAACCACCAGAGGUCCGCCUUGACUGUGCGUGCUGGUAGAGGUGGGCACUGGGAAGCUCCUCGCAGCGGGGCCAAGGCCUCUCCGAAGUGAAAUUUGUCAUAGAGAUGCCCAGCCAUUACGUUCCAGCAGCCCCUCCUCCACUGGGCAAGGCGUGGAGCUCUCUGCUUUCCAACCAGACCCUGAGAACAGACUGUGACCCACCACCACCUCCUUUCUCGUACUGGAUGUGUAACUGGUUUGCUCACUCGAGUUACCCCAUAGCCAAGAGACUGUGCACCCAUGAUAAUGCAUGGCAUUGUAUCAACACCCCAGUAAAGAGUUGUUUCUAGGA
Molecule: messenger RNA, 3638 nt
Organism: Erinaceus europaeus (western European hedgehog)
Lineage: Eukaryota; Metazoa; Chordata; Mammalia; Eulipotyphla; Erinaceidae
Gene: SCARA3
Product: scavenger receptor class A member 3
Exons: 7
Coding region: 617-2347 (576 amino acids)
Source: RefSeq, a predicted model, not a curated record